AACAUUUCAAGCCACGCCCACAAAACAGGGUCUCGGUACCUCUUAGGGGUUCUUUUUAAAAUUUUCGACGAGCAGCAUACAUCAUGCAUUUUUCCCCUCCCUAUGCGCCUCAUUUUUCGCACUCGUUCAUAGUUUCGUUCUGGCUUCGCCCCCCUUCGCGUACUUGUUGGAAAUGAACAGAAUUAAUGAAAACAAGUUAAGUUACGGUAUGUUGGGGAGAGUUAGAGGUUAUCCACUGCUUGCAAAAUUCAAACUUAAAACCUAAGGAAUACAGUCUUUAUUUAAACAUGUUAUUUCAAACGAAGGAAAGAUCUUUGCCACUUCCCUGGGAAAAAGUGAAGUUCUCGGCGCCAUUUUGAUUUUACAAAUAUGUCGUCGUAUAUUCAGCAUGAAUAUUCUCUUUAUUAUAACACCGCUGUACAAGACUAAACCUUCGUUUCAAGAUGGCGGUGGCAAAGAGAACUGUGGAGUUGUUUUAUGAUGUUCUUUCGCCUUAUUCGUGGGUUGCUUUUGAGGUUCUCUGUCGAUAUCAAACUAAAUGGAAUUUAGACUUGCAGUUUCGUCCUUUUUUCCUGUCUGGUAUUAUGGCUGGCUCAGGUAAUAAGCCCCCAGGAACAGUCCCAGCCAAAGCUGCGUACAUGUCUAAGGAUAUUGAGAGAUUGCGGGAUUUUUAUGGAAUCCCUCUGGUUCCACCAGCUGAUCCUGCUGAUGUAAUGUUUAGGAAAGGUUCCUUAUCUGCCAUGCGUCUUGUCACAGCGGCUACCAAGUACUAUCCAGACAAAGUUGAGCCUCUUAGCCGUGAAUUUUGGAUGAGAAUCUGGUCAAGGGAUGAAGACAUUACAGAACCACAGAGUCUCCUUGAGGUGUGCCAAAACAUUGGAUUAACUGAACACCAGACCCAGUCCCUUGUGAGUAAAAUUGGUGACCAGGAAAUCAAAGAUAAACUCAAAGAAACAACACAGAAAGCUCUUGAUAUGGGGGCUUUUGGUGCUCCAAUCAUUGUUGCACACGUUAAUGGCAAACCUCACAUGUAUUUUGGAUCGGACAGAUUCCUUUUGUUAGCUAAUUUACUGGGAGUAGAAUGGGAAGGACCUCUGGUGCCUCGGAAUUCAAAUCUCUAAAGUAACAACAAUUUUGUACUACGGUAUACUUUGGGACGACAACUGUGUUUUGUGUUUGAAACAGGGAAAUGGAGAUUCGAUCCUUGUUAAAAAAGAGACCAACAACAACAACAGCAGCAGCAGCAGCAGCAGCGAUUCUGUUGGCAAACAACUAUUACUAAUAUUUCUGUUACGAUUUAUUGUGAUUUGCCCAAGGGAAACGUUUCUUCUCUCUCAGUGAAACACAUUGUAUUGUUUACUCAAUUCAGGACACCACCUUGUCACAACCAAACUUUGGCGUCAACCUCGUUCCCAGGGUCUUUUCUCUUCCUCCCUCGGUUGGCUUUCUCAGCCAAUCAAAGAGCGAUCUACUGCACGUGCAAAACGGAUACCUCGACGUGAGGUGAGAUGACGCAGGGCGCAGAUCUUUUCCCUCCUUGAAUGACGUCUCCACGUCCUCGAGUCUAGCUUGGGUUUUGAUUGACAAAUUAGUGUAGAAAAGUAGCAUAAAUACUGGCAUAAAGAAUUCUGUUGAUAGGCCUUUCCAAGAAAACACAUAAAAUCGUCCAAAUAUCUUUCCGGAUCUCAGAAAAGUUUCCAAAUAUCACAAAAAAAUUUUAAAUAUCUCGAAAAACCCUUUAAAUAUCCUAUAUUUUUGUUUAAAAAUGAAGUGAUUUUGAAUCACUAUAAAGGCAAAAAUGUUCAAAAUGUUUUGCAGUAGUAAGAGGAAUCGAGGAGAUUCAGGCGCCUCGAUGUUACCAGCAUCUGCCAUUUUGGAAAAUUGUAACUUUAGCACUUGCAGUGAUACGAAAUUAUUGGAAUACAUUUUUCAGGCGGGAAAUCGCUGAACUGGGUUAUUUCUGAUAUAGAACCGAGUAUUAUCUCAAGAAAAUAGCGAGGAAAACACAGGGCUUGGCCAAAAAAGCUAUGAAUAUUUCCAAUUAUCCCUAGAUUCUCUGAAUAUCUUAA
Orbicella faveolata is the source of this 2069-nucleotide messenger RNA. Its product is annotated as glutathione S-transferase kappa 1-like. Lineage: Eukaryota; Metazoa; Cnidaria; Anthozoa; Scleractinia; Merulinidae. Gene Ontology annotation, molecular function: glutathione transferase activity; glutathione peroxidase activity. Gene Ontology annotation, biological process: glutathione metabolic process. The record is from RefSeq and is a predicted model, not a curated record. Gene Ontology annotation, cellular component: peroxisome; mitochondrion.